AUACCACGGCAUCUUAUAACACCGACGUCAUAUAUAUAUAUAUUUUUUUUAUUUCGUCAGAAAAACGGGUCGACGCCACAAAUCAAAAUGGCGGCGGCGAAUUAUCGUUUGGCAUCGGGAAAAAGAAACGAAAGAUAAAAAUCGGUAUCCUGUAUAUUUAGUGAAAUGGAAAUAGUUAGCAAUAUAAUAAACGAAGAGAGCGGUAAUCGUAAGAGAAGUCGCAUUUCUCACAUCUGCAGCGGUAAAUGUCUGAGAUACGCCAUUUUAGGUUUAGCGUUGAGUUCCGUCUUCGUCGCCACUCUGCUUUGGUAUUUCUGCGACGAAAGGAAUUGUUUCGCCAAAAACUCCUUCCCUUUCGUCUUCAAUUCGUCCAGAUCUUUGGUUAAACUUCGACCCAGCAACAGCCACAUACGUCAGAUUCCAGUUUUCCGUCACGACAAACUGUCCAUGAGCCAAUUCGACUUUAACAUUAGAGCUUGGGACGUCGUCGUCUUUCUUCACAUCCAGAACACGGGAGGAAACGUCUUCGCUAAGCAGCUGGUCGAAGAUCUGAAUCUAGAAAAGCCUUGCGUUUGCAAGAAGAAUCGUCGCCGGUGCGUGUGUUGGCGACCCAACAGAAUCGGAAGCCCUUGGCUCUUCAGUAGAUAUACCAUGGGAUGGAAGUGUGGAGUUCAUCCCGACUGGACCGAACUUACCAAUUGUGUCGACAGGGUGGUGGACGAAGAGGAGGGAAGACCGAUUAAGAGAAGGUACUUUUUCAUUACUCUCUUACGGGAUCCCGUAAAACGUUUCCUGAGUGAAUAUUGGCAUGCCAGACAGGGACUUAAUUGGCGCUCUUCUCGCCACUGGUGCAACGGAAAAGAAACGACACCCAAUGAAUCUUGUUUUGAAGGGAAGGAUCUUCAAGAGUUAACUCUCGAUGAAUUUUUAUCGUGUACCAACAACUUGGCUCUGAAUCGUCAGACAAGAAUGUUGGCCGAUCUGACAUUAGUAGGUUGUUACAACACGUCGUUCAUGUCAGUGGAAGAGAGAAAUUUACUUUUAUUGACCAGUGCUAAAAACAAUCUUCACAAAAUGGCUUUCUUCGGAUUGUCAGAAUUUCCCAAAAUGUCCCAAUACAUGUUCGAGAGCAUUUUUAAUCUAUCGUUUGUCGAAAAAGAACAGCAACUACAUAACAUUUUUGGACGGCGAACCCGGAGAAAAUUUUCGGAAGACAUAAAUGCCAAGGAUAUAAAAAAAAUUGAGCAAUUAAAUCAGCUAGAUAUUGCAAUAUAUCAAUAUGCAAAAGAUUUAUUAUUUCACAGAUUCGAGAAAUUAAAAAAUAUAGAUCCUCAUUUCAAGAAUAAUUUUGAAAUGAUUAAGAAAAGUCAGUUGUCUAGUGUAGAUUGGGCAGAGAAAGAAGAUUCGAUAGAUAUUUUGUAACAAAAAACUCAAAGUUUCAGCUAAUAUUUAGCGAUUAAUGAUGCUACAUUAGGCAUAUCGCCAUUAUUAUCCUUUAUAAGGGUUUGAAAUUAUUUUGUUAUUGUGCCAAAUAUUAUUUUCUUAUUUAUUAUUUUUACAACUUAAAUAUAUACAUAUAUAUAUUGUAAAGAUAAGCAUCUUUAUCAUCAUAUUAUAUUUUUGUAAGUAUUAUGAUUUUAAAAUUUAAAAAAAACUGCUUCCUGGAACAGAAACUUCAGCAUUUAGCAAUGCAAUUAUACCUAAUUUUAAACAAUUUUUAAAUUUGACAGAAAAAUAAUGCUGUUUAAUAGUUAAAGUAAAGCAGUGGUGCACUGAAGAUUUAAUCUUGAGGAAGCAGAGUUGAACAGAUAAAAAUUUUUAAUGCAAACACAAUAAAAUUCCCACCUUAUGUAACUGCUAAUUCAUAUGUAAUAUAGAAAUAGAAGACACAACACAAUAUAAAUAAAAAAAAUGAAUUUUAAUUAGGUAAAUAUUUUUGGAAAAUUUAUUAGGGUUUCUUUUACUUUGGAGGUAUCAUGGCCCCUUGGUCCAUCCCCAAAUGCACCACUGAAUUAAUGCAAUAUUCAAAAGAUAGGUACAGUAUUUAUUUUAAUAAAUAGCAUUCUGUCUAUAAUUUUUUCAUCUUUCAGCUUUGCUAUUUGUUAGUUAUGCUUACUAUUCGACAAUGACUUUUAUUUCUAUUCUCUAGAAAGUAGGUGCAACUUCUUUAUUAUUAUUUGGCCUGCAGUGCAACACUCAAUGUGCUCAUACUUUAUUUCCACAUAUGGCAAGAAUGACAAUGUCGAAUAGAAUAAGAUAUAUCCUAUCUAUAACUUUUUGUCUUGCAACCAUGUCAUUUAUUAGAAUAAAUUAUGGUAUUUUAAAUUAUGCGAGGCAACUGUCAUAAAUUUAAUUCAUAUAAAGAAGUUUCUCGUUCCUGACAGCAGUUUUCUAUCAUCAAGUAAUUUUAAAUUUGCAUAGCGAAAAUAUUAUUUAAGAAUUGAGAGAGUGAUAAAACAGCGUAAUUCAAAAGAUAAAUGGUAAUGGUCGUCCAGACACCAAUGUAAUCAAGAAUACGAAACGUAUGUGAUGACAAUGUCAUUUAAAUAUGUUAUUUCAAUUGCAUCUAUUGAAAAUACUUUUAAUCCAUUAAAAAAAAAAAAAAGCUUACAUAUGUCGAAAAAAAUUAAAUUUAAUAUGUAUAUUUAGACAAAU
Messenger RNA from Centruroides sculpturatus (bark scorpion), 2655 nucleotides. Its product is annotated as heparan-sulfate 6-O-sulfotransferase 1-like. The coding region runs from base 166 to 1422 and encodes 418 amino acids. The transcript is spliced from 2 exons. NCBI's taxonomy places the organism in Eukaryota, Metazoa, Arthropoda, Arachnida, Scorpiones, Buthidae. The record is from RefSeq and is a predicted model, not a curated record. Gene Ontology annotation, cellular component: membrane. Gene Ontology annotation, molecular function: heparan sulfate 6-sulfotransferase activity.